Punctularia strigosozonata HHB-11173 SS5 is the source of this 1206-nucleotide messenger RNA. Its product is annotated as alpha/beta-hydrolase. The record is from RefSeq and is a predicted model, not a curated record. Lineage: Eukaryota; Fungi; Basidiomycota; Agaricomycetes; Corticiales; Punctulariaceae. Gene Ontology annotation, biological process: lipid metabolic process. The transcript is spliced from 7 exons. Bases 170 to 1072 code for a protein of 300 amino acids.
CUGUCGUACCUGAUCCAUGGCGCCGUCAUUCUUCGACAUCGCCCCCGAACCCGCGCUCGCGAUUGUUUCACUGGCCAUCUAUAAGUACCAAACGACCGUGUUUCUCCCCGGCUGCUGCCCGCCCUCCUCGUAGUACCGCCGGUCGACCCGGGAUCCACGCACGCGCACUAUGGCCCCCUCCCUUCUCGCGCUCUGUCUCCCGCUCGCCUCCGCGCUCCUCUCGACGGCCAUCCCGCUCAAACUCGAAAAGCGCGCGAGCGUCACCGCGCUCUCCUCUUCUCAGAUCAGCGCCUUCAAGCCGUUCUCCUUCUUCGCCAGCGCCGGCUACUGCGACCCGUCCGCGACGCUCGCCUGGACCUGCGGCGCCAACUGCGACGCGAACCCGGGCUUCGUGCCCGUCGCGUCGGGCGGGGACGGCUCCAAGGAGCAGUUCUGGUUCGUAGGGUUCGACCCCGCGCACGACACCGUCAUCGUCUCGCACCAGGGCACGGAUCCCUCUGCAAUCAUCCCGCUCGUCACCGACUCGGAGUUCUUCCUCGGCGAGUUGGACUCGACGUUGUUCCCCGGCAUCGACUCGUCGAUCAAGGUUCACGACGGGUUCCGCGACGCGCAGCAGAAGUCCGCGUCGGACGUGUUGGCUGCGGUGAAGAAGACUAUGUCUGCUCACGGAACGACCUCCGUGACCAUGGUCGGGCACUCGCUCGGCGCCGCAAUCGCUCUGAUCGACUCGGUUUUCUUGCCGUUGCACCUCCCCUCCUCCACCACAUUCCGCGUCAUCGGCUACGGCAUGCCCAGGGUCGGCAACCAGGAAUUCGCAGACUACAUCGACUCUCAUAACGGGGUGACGCACAUCAACAACAAGGAAGACGAGGUGCCGAUACUGCCGGGCCGCUUCCUCGGCUUCCACCAUCCCUCGGGCGAACUGCAUAUCCAAGAUUCCGAAAGCUGGCUGUCCUGCCCAGGCCAGGACAACACGGACGACGAGUGCACGACCGGGGACGUGGGCAACGUCUUUGAGGGUGACCUUGACGACCACGACGGACCCUACGACGGCGUCGUGAUGGGCUGUUGAUCGACGAUACAAAACGCUCGUAGAUCGUCUUGCGAUGACACGUAAGGCUCACGCUUUGACAGUGGACAUGCUAUCGACAUUGAUCGGAUAUCUCUGGGAGACUGGGACGAUAUUACACUAUGGAUAUUUAUGGC